UCCGGCCCGCCGCGUCGCCGCGUCUCCGCGUGGAGUUCGCCGGCAGCAUGGCGCACUACAACUUCAAGAAGAUUACGGUGGUGCCGUCCGCCAAGGACUUCAUCGACCUCACAUUGUCAAAGACUCAACGGAAGACUCCAACAGUUAUUCAUAAACAUUACCAAAUCCAUCGCAUAAGACAUUUUUAUAUGAGAAAAGUCAAAUUUACUCAACAGAACUACCAUGACAGAUUAUCACAGAUUCUAACGGAUUUCCCCAAAUUGGAUGACAUCCAUCCAUUUUACGCAGAUUUGAUGAACAUUCUCUAUGAUAAGGAUCAUUACAAGUUGGCUCUGGGACAAAUAAAUAUUGCCAAAAAUUUAGUAGUAGAUACUCCAGGCAUUUUGGAUCAUCCUCUGGAGGAUCGGAACACCAUCGAAAUGCAGGCUAUCACAGCUUUGGCCCACCUCCGAGCUGCGGUCCUGUAUGUGAUGGAUUUGUCUGAGCAGUGUGGGCAUGGUUUAAAGGAGCAAGUAGAACUCUUCCAGAAUAUCAGACCUCUCUUUGUCAACAAACCUCUUAUAGUUGUAGCAAACAAGUGUGACGUGAGGCGAAUAGCUGAACUUUCUGAAGAUGAUCAGAAAAUAUUUAUAGAUUUGAAGGCCGAAGGAUUCCCUGUAAUUGAGACCAGCACCCUGACUGAGGAAGGUGUUAUUCAAGUUAAGACAGAGGCUUGUGAUAGACUAUUAGCUCAUCGGGUGGAAACCAAAAUGAAAGGAAAUAAAGUGAAUGAGGUGCUGAACAGAUUGCAUUUAGCUCUACCAAACAAGAGAGAUGAUAAGGAGAGGCCUCCUUUCAUCCCAGAAGGAGUAGUGGCUCGAAGGAAGAGAAUGGAAGUUGAGGAGCCCAAGAAGAAAAGGGAACGAGAUCUUGAGCUGGAAAUGGGAGAUGAUUAUAUUUUAGAUCUUCAAAAAUACUGGGAUUUAAUGAAUUCAUCUGAGAAGUAUGAUAAGAUACCAGAGAUCUGGGAAGGACAUAAUGUUGCUGAUUAUAUUGAUCCUGCAAUCAUGAAGAAACUGGAAGAGUUAGAAAAGGAAGAAGAACUAAAAACAGCUGCUGGAGAGUAUGACAGUGAGUCUGAAAGUGAAGAUGAGGAAAUGAUGGAAAUCCGAGAAUUGGCGAAACAAAUUAGAGAAAAAAAGAAGUUGAAAAUUCUGCAAUCCAAAGAAAAGAAUACACAGGGACCCAGGAUGCCUCGAACUGCUAAGAAGGUUCAGCGGUCAGACUUGGAGAAUGAGAUGCGUGGACUUGGUAUUGACAUGGACAAUAAAGAAGAUGCCCAUUAUGCAGUUCAAGCACGAAGAUCUCGGAGUGUCACUAGGAAAAGAAAGCGGGAGGAAUCCCUUCCACCUUCUUCUAUAUCUCGGAGUCGAAGUUGUUCUCGAACUCCACGUGAUGUCUCUGGUCUUCGAGAUGUCAAGAUGGUUAAGAAAGCCAAGACUAUGAUGAAGAAUGCUCAGAAGAAGAUGAAUCGCUUGGGGAAGAAAGGAGAAGCAGAUAGACAUGUAUUUGAUAUGAAACCCAAGCACUUACUCUCAGGGAAGAGGAAAGCUGGUAAAAAGGACAGGAGAUAGUGUCCUUUUUGGUUUACAUGGUUUGGCUAGACUAUUGUAGUCUUUAUAAAAUGGGAAUAGUCUAUUAACUGAAACAAACAAUGGAAGUAACAAAAAUGUACUUGUUGCUCUGCUGAAGAGAACUGUAUGUGUGCAGGAAAUUUAUGUCUGCAUAUAUUAUAAAUCUUUGAGAAGGUAGUGUUUCUGCAUUUAGUCAAGUGUUUGUUCCUUCCUAUUUGCAGAACUGGAAAGAUAGGUGUGGCUCAGUUGCUUUUGAUGAAGCAAAGGGAAGCAUUUGUUUAUUAUAUGUGAAAAGCAUGGUUUUAUGACAAAAGCUUCUCUGUUAAGUGGGCAUAGGAAGGAGGCUGCCAACUGACAUACUUGGGAGCAAACAUGUUUAUAAGUAUGUCAGACCCUGAGCUUAAAUUACUCUUGUAAGUUAUUUUCUAGACUUCUUGUACAAUGUAUUACUGUAAUCAUCUUCAACUAUUUUAUCCAAAAUAAAUUUCUAGAGGAAAA
Molecule: messenger RNA, 2111 nt
Organism: Dipodomys ordii (Ord's kangaroo rat)
Lineage: Eukaryota; Metazoa; Chordata; Mammalia; Rodentia; Heteromyidae
Gene: Gtpbp4
Product: GTP binding protein 4
Exons: 14
Coding region: 48-1613 (521 amino acids)
Biological process (GO): ribosomal large subunit biogenesis
Cellular component (GO): nucleolus
Molecular function (GO): RNA binding; GTPase activity; GTP binding
Source: RefSeq, a predicted model, not a curated record